Messenger RNA from Armigeres subalbatus, 1284 nucleotides. RefSeq lists its product as uncharacterized. Lineage: Eukaryota; Metazoa; Arthropoda; Insecta; Diptera; Culicidae. Bases 1 to 1284 code for a protein of 427 amino acids. Gene Ontology annotation, biological process: DNA integration. The record is from RefSeq and is a predicted model, not a curated record. Gene Ontology annotation, molecular function: nucleic acid binding. The transcript has a single exon.
AUGGUCAAACUAAAGGAAGCUAUCAACACCGGCCGUUGGGAGGAGAAGACGAAACUUUAUUAUCCGUUUAGAGAGGAAAUUAUAAUUGUGAAUGACGUCAUCUUGAGGAGUAAUCGUAUCGUUAUACCCGUGAGCUUGAGAAGUAAGGUGUUAAGGUUGGCGCACAUCGGUCAUCCGGGAAUCCAGAAAACCAAACAACGUCUUAGAAGUAAGGUCUGGUGGCCGAAGAUUGAUGUCGAUGCAGAACAAACAGUGAAAUCAUGUCUGGACUGUCAGCUUGUGAGUUCUAUUAAUCCACCGGAGCCGAUGUCCGUUAGAAAUUUGCCAACACAACCAUGGCACACACUAUCAAUGGAUAUGUUAGGUCCCCUGCCUUCUAGCGAAUCGAUCCUGGUUAUAAUUGACCUGUAUAGUCGGUUUCGGCUAACGGAAGUAAUGCAAACCACGACAUCCGGAGACAUAAUCAAGCGGUUGAGACGUACGUUCUUCAGAAUGGGAAUACCAGCAGUACUGGUUUCGGAUAAUGCUAAAAACUUUUCGAGUAGUCAGAUGGAAGAAUUUUGCAGAGAUUUGGGCAUCAAGCUUCAGCACACUACCCCAUACUGGCCACUGGCAAAUAGGGAUGCGGAGCGUCAGAAUCGCUCCAUCCUGAAAAUUUUGAGAAUUUCGCAAGCAAAUGGCAGUGACUGGAAGGCUGAUUUGGAAGAAGCGAAUUAUGUCUAUUCGUUGAUUCAACAUCCUGCUACAGGACGUUCGCCUUCCGAAAUACUUUUCGGACGAAAUUUCCGUGACUGGGUCCCUGAAAUGAAUAAUUCAGUCAGCAGAUACGAUGAAGAAGUGAGAGACCACGACUGGAGCUACCGACAAAAAGCGAAACUUCGUUACGACAAUGUACAUAAAUCAACCGAGUCUAGCUUGUGUCCACUUGAUAGAGUUCUUAUGCGAAAUCUGGUACCGCAAAACAAGCUAUCUACACCAUAUCUCGCAGAACCAGCUACUGUUCUGGAGAAAAACGGAAACAGCGUAUUGGUUGAGACAUCUGAUGGGAGGCGAUACCGGAGAAAUUCAUCACACCUGAAGCGGCUUCCAGAUGUUGAAGAGCAACACCAUGCAACACAGGAAAGUCAAGAAGAAUCGCAAAGCUCAAGUUGGGAAACGCCGCAAGCAACAAUCACUAGUACACCUGUUCCAGUGGUCCGGAAUUCGCAAAAUGAAUCGUUGGGAAGACCAAAAAGGGAAACGAAACGCCCUCUGCGUUUUGAAGAUUAUAAUAUGGAUGCCUAA